Oldenlandia corymbosa var. corymbosa is the source of this 1737-nucleotide messenger RNA. The record is from the annotation of a GenBank genome assembly. NCBI's taxonomy places the organism in Eukaryota, Viridiplantae, Streptophyta, Magnoliopsida, Gentianales, Rubiaceae.
AUGGUGUUUUCCUAUUGGUUAACCCGCCUUCGUACUUCUUCUUCUUUGAGACCCGUCUUGAACAACAGCCUCCGAAACUCCCUUCUCAAGAAGCAGCAGCAGAACAGGACCCAUUUGCUGUCCGCAGCUGCAGCAGCGGGUUCAAGCUCCGACAAUAAUCAUCCCAAAUUUCUGACAUGGGCGGGCUCUCUGUUUCCAAUGGCCUUGGCAGCCUCUGCUGGUGUCUUUUUCAUCCAGUCUUACUACAAUAAAUCCUUCUGUGACGCCUCAGAUAUUGAUCAAAGGGAUGGGAUGAGGAUUGGUGGAAAAGAUCGCACGGAUUAUGCGGUGAAGGGUUCUCACACAGAAGUCCCACAAGCUCUUAUUGAUGAAUUGAAGGCCAUUUGUCAGGAUAACAUGACCCUGGAUUAUGAGGAGAGAUUCUUCCAUGGAAAGCCGCAGAACAGUUUCCAUAAAGCAGUGAAUGUCCCUGAUGUAGUGGUAUUUCCAAGGUCAGAAGAGGAGGUUUCUAAGAUUGUCAAAUCUUGUAACGACCAUAAGGUCCCGAUUGUACCAUAUGGUGGAGCAACAUCAAUUGAGGGCCACACCCUUGCACCUAAUGGAGGAGUUUGCAUCGACAUGACUUUGAUGAAGCGUGUGAAAUCAUUAAAUAUUGAGGACAUGGAUGUUGUUGUUGAGCCUGGGAUUGGGUGGAUGGAACUCAAUGAGUACUUGGAGCCUUAUGGUCUAUUUUUUCCUCUUGAUCCUGGGCCUGGAGCAACCAUAGGCGGGAUGUGUGCUACACGGUGCUCUGGAUCUUUAGCUGUGAGGUAUGGGACUAUGCGUGAUAAUGUCAUAAGUCUCAAGGUUGUUAUGCCGAAUGGAGAAAUCAUGAAAACUGCUUCCCGUGCCAGAAAAAGUGCUGCAGGGUAUGAUCUCACCCGAUUGUUAAUAGGGAGUGAAGGAACUUUGGGUGUUAUAACAGAAGUUACUUUACGUCUCCAGAAGAUCCCCCAGUAUUCGGUGGUUGCAAUGUGUAACUUUCCGACGAUUAAAGAUGCUGCCGAUGUUGCUAUUGCUACCAUGCACUCUGGCAUACAGGUUUCACGAGUUGAGCUAUUGGAUGAAGUUCAAGUGAGAGCUAUCAACCUAGCUAAUGGGAAAAAUUUACCUGAAGUUCCAACCUUGAUGUUUGAAUUUGUGGGCACAGAAGCGUAUUCUCGUGAGCAAACACAUAUAGUACAGAAGAUAGCUUCUGAGCAUAAUGGCUCUGAUUUUGUUUUCGCUGAAGAUCCUGAAGCCAAAAAGGAACUUUGGAAGAUAAGGAAGGAAGCUCUUUGGGCUUGCUUUGCCAUGGAACCCAACUAUGAAGCAAUGAUAUCGGAUGUUUGUGUUCCUCUAUCACGGCUUGCAGAACUGAUAUCGAAGUCCAAAAAUGAACUUGAUGCUUCACCGCUGGUUUGCACAGUUAUUGCUCAUGCUGGUGAUGGGAACUUCCAUACAAUUGUCCUAUUCGACCCCAAUAAAGAGGAACAAAGAAGGGAAGCUGAGAGGUUAAACCAUUUUAUGGUUCACACUGCUUUAUCCAUGGAAGGAACUUGUACUGGAGAACAUGGCGUUGGGACUGGGAAAAUGAAGUACCUUGAAAAAGAACUAGGAAUAGAAGCGCUGAGGACAAUGAAAAAGAUCAAAGGAGCUAUAGAUCCCAACAACAUCAUGAAUCCAGGGAAACUCAUUCCUCCCCACGUGUGCUUCUAA